AUCAAAAUAUGGGCAAGAAAAAGGGAAAGUCGCUUGUUCAGCACCGAGAACUGUUUCAACGGAUGAACUAUCUUUACCAGGCAGCUCACUUCGCGCUGCACCAUUUCUCGCAGAAUGCCGAUCUUGCUCGGUUUUAUUGUUCUACUAUGAAGAGCGUAGCAAAGAAGUCUGUUCUAAGAAUGGACUUUAGGAUAAAGAGGACGUUGUGCAAGAGAUGCAGUUCACUGUUGGUAUCUGGGAAAACAGCGACAGUUAGAGUUAAAGGGAGACGGCAGUGCCAUGUUGUUGUAACUUGUCGCCACUGCAAGACAAUAAAACGUUUCGUCUGUCGCCCAACCCAAAACCACACCACAUCGAGUCAUCAGGAAAUGCCUCUUCGAACCAAGUGAGGUGACUGGAGAGUAAGAGAAAAUCUAUAACUAAAAUUUUGGCUGGCAUUGUGGCUACUGAAUAACGUAAUGACCAGUGGAUGUUGUCAUUCAGUAGGGGAUAUAAUGAACAUGAACAUGCAUUAGGAGCCUUGCAAGUGAGUUAUAUAUUGGUUUUCAAUAGAAAAUAUUUUUGCAUACACCUUCAAUAGAAAAUAUAGUUUUUGCAUACACCUUCAAUAGAAAAUAUAGUUUUUGCAUACACCUUCAAUAGAAAAUAUAGUUUUUACAUACACCUUCAAUAGAAAA
Corticium candelabrum is the source of this 677-nucleotide messenger RNA. RefSeq names its product ribonuclease P protein subunit p21-like. Gene Ontology annotation, cellular component: nucleolar ribonuclease P complex. The coding region runs from base 9 to 389 and encodes 126 amino acids. Lineage: Eukaryota; Metazoa; Porifera; Homoscleromorpha; Homosclerophorida; Plakinidae. The transcript is spliced from 4 exons. Gene Ontology annotation, biological process: tRNA processing. The record is from RefSeq and is a predicted model, not a curated record.